AUGUCGUCCCUGUUGUUUAAACAGUCAAGGAUAGAGGAGCUGGAAGAUGUUAUAAAUUCAGUGAGAGAGCCCGUUGUGUGCGUCUCCCCCACAGGUGUCGUGUCAGCGCAGCGGCAAGUCAGCAUCCAGGAAGGACCCCUGUACCGCACAGAGGGCUCUCACAUCACCAUCUGGUGCAACGUGAGCGGCUUCCAGGGGCCCUCUGAGCAGAAUUUCCAGUGGUCCAUUUACAUGCCCAAGGCCCCGGAACGCGAGAUCCAGAUUGUCAGCACCAUGGAUGACACCUUCUCUUAUGCCAUCUACACGCAGCGUGUCCGCAGCAGGCAGAUCUACGUGGAGAGGGUGCAGGGGAACUUGGCCCUAUUACACAUCAUUGAUCUCCAGACCCGGGAUGCCGGGGUGUACGAGUGCCACACGCCCAGCACUGACGAGCGGUACUUCGGGAGUUACAGCGCCAAGACGACCGUCGUGGUGAUCCCGGACACUCUGCAGGCCAGCUCUGUGCCCCAGACGUUGCACAAAGUGGAGCAGGACCGCCUGGAGCUCACAUGUGACACGUCCACGGAGACGCUGCAGCACAGCCACGUGUCAGUGGCCUGGCUCCGGCAGCGGGGCGGCGAGAAGCCGGUGGAGGUCAUCGCCCUGAGCCGGAACUUUGUGCUGCAGUCGAGCAGCGACUAUGCGCAGAGGCAGAGCCUGGGGGAAGUGCGCCUGGACAAGCUGGGGGGCACCACCUUCCGCCUCACCAUCUUCCACCUGCAGCCCUUCGACCAGGGCGAGUUCUACUGCGAGGCCACUGAGUGGAUCCAGGACCCGGACGGCUCGUGGUACCCCAUGACCCGAAAGCGUUCUGAGGGGACCGUGGUCAACGUCCAGCCCACUGACAAAGAGUUCACCGUUCGGCUGGAGACGGAGAAGCGGCUGUACACGGUGGGAGAGCCGAUGGAGUUCAGAUGCGUCCUGGAGGCACAGAACAUUCCUGACCGUUACUUCGCUGUCUCCUGGGCCUUCAACAGCUCACUCAUCGCCAGCAUGGGGCCCAACGCUGUGCCAGUCCUCAACAGUGAAUUCGCCCAUCGGGAGGCCAGGGGCGAGCUCCAAGUGGUCAAGGAGAGCGACAGUGUCUUCGUGCUGAAGAUCUACCACCUCCGCCAGGAGGACAGCGGCAAAUACAACUGUCGUGUGACAGAGAGGGAGAAAACAGUGACUGGGGAAUUCAUCGACAAAGAGAGCAAGCGUCCCAAGAACAUACCCAUCAUUGUCCUCCCCAUCACAGAUAACUGGGUAGUUAGAGUUCCCCAGCACCACCAGAUCCUGCCCCAAGGCCACGUGGAGAGCAGCAUCUUUGUGGAUGUGGCCAGCAACGCCAGCGUCAUCCUGGAGGGCGACAAUCUGCACCUUACCUGCAAUAUCCGGACGACGGGCCGGCCACCCAGCCGCUUCUCCGUCAUCUGGCAGCUGGUGGACCGGCAGAACCGCCGUAGCAACAUCAUGUGGCUGGACCGAGACGGCACUGUGGAGCCCGGCACAUCCUACUGGGAGCGCAGCAGCUUUGGGGCCGUCCAGAUGGAGCAGGUGCAGCCCAACUCGUUCAGCCUGAGCAUCUUCAACACCAGGAAGGAAGACGAGGGCCAGUACGAAUGCCACGUGACCGAAUGGGUGCGGGCCGUGGACAACGAGUGGCAGAUCGUGGGGGAGCGCCGGGCCAGCACUCUUGUCUCCAUCACCGCUCUCGAAACGGGCUUCUCAGUCACUGCCAUCUCCCGCACGCCGGGGGUAACCUACAACGAGUCCUUCGACCUGCAGUGCAUCAUCAAACCCCAUUAUCUCUCCCGGGUCCCUGUGUCAGUGACGUGGUGGUUCCAGCCGGUGGGCACCAACGAGUUCCAUGAUCUGGUGACCUUCACCCGGGAUGGAGGAGUCCAGUGGGGGGACAGAUCUUCCAGCUUCCGGACCCGGACGGCCAUCGAGAAGGCAGAAUCCAGCAACAACGUCCGGCUGAGCAUUAGCCGAGCCAGCGACACGGAGGCGGGCAAGUACCAGUGUGUGGCGGAGCUGUGGCGGAGGAACUACAACAACAGCUGGAUGCGGCUGGCCGAGAGGACCUCCAACCUGCUAGAGAUCCGGGUGCUGCAGCCAGUGACAAAUUUGCAGGUGAGCAAAUCAAAGCGGACCCUCACCCUGGUGGAAAACAGGCCCAUCCAGCUGAACUGCUCAGUCAAGUCCCAGACCAGCCAGAACUCCCACUUCGCUGUGCUCUGGUAUGUUCACAAGCCCUCGGACGCCGACGGCAAGCUCAUCCUCAAAACCACCCACAACUCUGCCUUUGAGUACGGCACCUAUGCCGAGGAGGAGGGCCUGAGAACCAGGCUGCAGUUCGAGAGGCACGCGUCCGGGGGUCUGUUCAGCCUCACUGUGCAGAGAGCCGAGGUCAGCGACAGCGGCAGCUACUACUGCCAUGUGGAAGAGUGGCUGCUGAGCCCCAACUAUGCCUGGUACAAACUGGCAGAGGAGGUUUCAGGGCGCACGGAGGUCACUGUGAAGCGGCCAGACAGCCGCCUGAAGCUCAGCCAAGCGCAGGGCAACCUGUCUGUUCUGGAGACGCGGCAGGUGCAGCUGGAGUGCGUGGUCUUGAACCGCACGAGCGCAGCCUCACAGCUGCUGGUGGAAUGGUUUGUGUGGAAGCCCAACCAGCCAGAGCGGGAGACCGUGGCCCGCCUGAGUCGCGAUGCCACCUUCCACUACGGAGAGCAGGCAGCCAAGAACAACUUGAAGGGCCGGCUACACUUGGAGAGCCCUUCCCCGGGCGUGUACCGGCUCUUCAUCCAGAACGUGGCCGUGCAGGACAGCGGCACCUACAGCUGCCGUGUGGAGGAGUGGCUGCCCAGCCCCAGUGGCAUGUGGUACAAACAGGCUGAGGACACCGCUGGCCAGAUGGCUGUUCGCGUCACUCGACCAGAUGCUGCCCUGCAGGUGGACACAGUGGUCCCCAAUGCCACGGUGUUCGAGAAGGCAGCUUUCCAGCUGGACUGUAGCAUUGUGUCUCGCUCCAGCCAGGACUCCCGCUUCGCUGUGGCCUGGUACUCCCUGAGGACUAAGGCUGGAGGAAAAAGGGGUAGCCCUGGGCCAGAAGAUGGGGAGGAGGAGGAGGAGGAGGAGGAAGUGGAGGUGGAUGAAGAGGAGGAAGAGGACCCCACAGAGCGGACAGCCCUGCUGAGUGUGGGCGCAGAUGCUGUCUUUGGCCCAGAGGGCAGCCCCUGGGAGGGCAGGCUUCGCUUUCAGAUGCUCUCCCCGCUCCUCUACCGGCUCACCGUGCUGCAGGCCAGCCCACAGGACACGGGUAAUUACUCCUGCCGCGUGGAGGAGUGGCUGCCCAGCCCUCAAAAGGAAUGGUACCGGCUGACCGAGGAGGAGUCGGCACCCAUCGGCAUCCGCGUUCUGGACACAAGUUCCACCCUGCAGUCCAUCAUCUGCUCCAAUGACGCACUCUUCUACUUCGUCUUCUUCUACCCUUUCCCCAUCUUUGGCAUCCUUAUCAUCACCAUCCUGCUGGUGCGCUUCAAGAGCCGGAACUCCAGCAAGAACUCCGAGGGGAAGAAUGGGGUGCCCCUGUUGUGGAUCAAGGAGCCACACCUCAACUACUCCCCCACUUGCCUGGAGCCCCCCGUGCUCAGUAUCCACCCAGGAGCCAUAGACUAAGGGGACUGCAGGUGAUCGUAAACCACGGAGGAGCUGAGGCUCUCCUCGCUGCAUCUUGCUCUACCACCAGGCAGCGGACAGCACCUGACCUCUGGGGCGCCCUCGCAGAACACAGUCAGACUUCAGAAGUGUUCAGUCGCCCAUCUGUCAGAGGCAGACUGCCGCUAGGUGGCAGUCUUGGCCGGUUAGCUAUUUUCGA
Messenger RNA from Budorcas taxicolor (takin), 3898 nucleotides. RefSeq names its product immunoglobulin superfamily member 3 (gene IGSF3). Bases 1 to 3699 code for a protein of 1232 amino acids. The record is from RefSeq and is a predicted model, not a curated record. NCBI's taxonomy places the organism in Eukaryota, Metazoa, Chordata, Mammalia, Artiodactyla, Bovidae. The transcript is spliced from 11 exons.